Molecule: messenger RNA, 3041 nt
Organism: Hemicordylus capensis (graceful crag lizard)
Lineage: Eukaryota; Metazoa; Chordata; Lepidosauria; Squamata; Cordylidae
Gene: KCTD8
Product: potassium channel tetramerization domain containing 8
Exons: 2
Coding region: 863-2224 (453 amino acids)
Biological process (GO): regulation of G protein-coupled receptor signaling pathway; protein homooligomerization
Molecular function (GO): protein binding
Source: RefSeq, a predicted model, not a curated record
GCCGCCGCCGCCGCUUGGGGUUGGGAGUUGGCUGGUUGGGCUUAGGCACAGCGAGGUUGAUGCCUCACCAGCUGCCUUUUCCCUUAUGGGCUGCUGCUGCUGCUGCUGCUCGAUUCGGAAGGUGCCGUUUCGGACACUCCGCUGCGCCACAGAGACCAGCCAGUCGUGCAGUUAGCUAACGGCCGAGGUCUGAGGAGCGGAGGCAUCCUGCUUAGGGAGCGCGGCUGUCACUGAGGCGCAACCUUGAGGAGGAGACGCCUAAGGAAGUGUCCAGGGCAGGAGCACCAAAGAGAAAUUCAUGCGCUGGAAAGAGACCCCUCUGACUACGCUGGUGGCGGCGCGCGCAAAGGGGCGUCCCCCUUAAAUGUGCCUUAGGACGGGGCUGUCUGGACGCUGUUAACUGGGCGCGAAGAAGGAAGCCCAUUCUUGAAAGAGAGCCGUCAAGCGCAAGGGCGGGAGGGACCUGUAGGGCAAAAGAGGCGGAACCAGAAGUGGGCGCCCUUAAGAAAACCCGCUGAGAAGAAUUGUGUGAGGCGCUCUUCUCAAGAGUCCUGUCCAUUGGGAACUCAGCGGCUAUUAACCCUUCGAAACGGGGCGCUGAGCCGGUCAAGGCGGCGGAGCUUGGGCGUGCAGAGGAGAGCGCGCACAUGUGCCAAGAGAGGAAGGUGGGUGGGUUGGGUGAGCCAGGCAGCCAGCCAGCCAGCUAGCCGCGGGUGCUCUGCGCGCGGCGUCCGAGGGCAUUUCUGAGCGCUGCGUGAGGCGGCGGCUGCUGCUGUCCCGUCCUGUCCCGCUCUGUGCGCUGCGCUGAGCGGGGCCAGCUGAGGCAAAGUGGCCUCGGGUGCCAAUUGCAUCCGCCGCAGCCAUGGCCUUGAAGGACAGCGGCGGCGGCGGCACUGGCGGCACCACCAGCACCACCACCAUCCUGCCCAUUAGCGACAUGGUGUCUUCCUGUUCACCGGCAGCGGCUGCUGCGGUGGCGGCGGGGGGCUGCGCUUUCCCGGAGGUGGUGGAGCUGAACGUGGGCGGGCAGGUGUACGUGACCAAGCACUCGACGCUGCUAAGCGUGCCGGACAGCACCUUGGCGCACAUGUUCUCGCCCCGUCGGAGCGCCACGCGGGAACUGCCCAGGGACAGCCGGGCGCGCUUUUUCAUCGACCGCGACGGCUUUCUCUUCAGGUACGUGCUGGAUUAUCUGCGGGACAAGCAGCUGGCUUUGCCGGACCACUUCCCGGAGAAGGAGCGCCUGCUGCGCGAGGCCGAGUACUUCCAGCUGGCCGACCUGGUCAAGCUGCUCUCGCCCAAGGUCACCAAGCAGAGCUCGCUCAACGACGAAGGCUGCCAGAGUGACCUGGAGGACGGCAACUCGCCGGGCAGCGGCGAGCUCCUUCUGCCCCAUCAGCGCGCCGGCGAGAAGCGCGCCGGUUUCAUCACGGUGGGCUACCGGGGCUCCUACACAACGGUGCGGGAUAACCAGACCGACGCGAAGUUCCGCCGGGUGGCCAGGAUCAUGGUGUGCGGCAGGAUCGCCCUGGCCAAGGAGAUCUUUGGUGACACGCUCAAUGAGAGCCGCGAUCCGGAUCGGCCUCCUGAGAAAUACACUUCCCGAUUCUACCUGAAGUUCACUUACCUGGAGCAGGCCUUCGACCGUCUCUCCGAAGCUGGCUUCCAUAUGGUGGCUUGCAAUUCCACCGGCACCGCCGCCUUCAUCAACCAGUAUAGGGAAGACAAAAUCUGGAGCAGCUAUACCGAGUACAUCUUUUACAGACCACCACAAAAAACAGUUUCUCCCAAACAAGAACAUGAAGAUAGAAAGCAUGAAAAAGUUACAGACAAAGGAAGUGAGAGUGGAACUUCCUGCAAUGAGUUGUCCACUUCUAGUUGCGACAGCCAUUCUGAAGCAAGCACUCCCCAAGAAAAUGCUACGAGUACCCAGCAGUCCACAGGGCAUCAGCCAAAUACUCUAACAUUGGAUCGGCCAUCUAAGAAGGCCCCAGUGCAAUGGAUGCCACCACCAGACAAACGCAGAAAUAGUGAACUUUUUCAAACUCUCAUUAGCAAGUCCAGAGAAACAAACCUUUCCAAAAGGAAAGUGUGUGAGAAGCUGAGUGUUGAAGAAGAGAUGAAAAAAUGUAUUCAGGAUUUUAAAAAAAUCCAUAUUCCGGAUUAUUUCCCUGAGCGUAAACGCCCAUGGCAGUCUGAACUGUUACAGAAAUAUGGGCUAUAGUUUUUCAGUAUUUCAUGACAUGUCAGUGGUGCAUUAGAUGUUUAUUGAGUUGCCAGUUUCCUACUGAUGUACUUCUUUUCUGGUCUACUCAUUGGAGUGAUUCCUGCUGCUUAUUUCUUUCUGUGAGCAGUGGAAGUUGGACAUGGGUUGAUUCUCUCUCUCUCUCUCUCUCUCUCUUUUCUCUCUCUCUCUUUUUUUUUGGGGGGGGGGAAGUAAAGUGAAACUGAAGUAUUAUGGAUUAUUUUAUAAUGGUUUAAAAAUGCAUGAUCAAGACAUUUUGGUUUUCAUACUUCUCAUUUGUAAAACAAAUCUGUCAUGAGAUCACACAUUAUUCUAUGUCCAUAAUAGCAGUGAUACUAAAUUCCACUGGAUGAAGAAGAAUGGGGCUUAUAAUAACAGAAUUAAAUCCAAACAUUGUUUUCAAAAUGUUAAUGCAAUAAAGCAAAUGUCUAUUUUGCAUGAGCACAAUGUGGCAGGUAGAUCACACAAGAACAAGAGGUUUGUCUGCUGCUUGGAUAAAUAUUUUGUUCAAUACCAAGACUAUACACGUAAAAUGUCUUUGGAAUUGAACUUUGUGAGGAUUUGUGUGUGCCUGUGUGUUGUUUUGUAAGGAUGGUGUAAAUAUGCCUUAUACUGUUUUAUGACUGCACCAACAUUCAUCUACUAGUGUUUGUCAGGAUUGUUUCUGUGAAAUGCAAACUAUCAGCAGAUUGUGAAAACUUGUUUGAUGGUCUGAAAAUUUCUGUUUUCAUGUUAGUCAACAAAGUUGAAAAAAUAAUAAUAAUAAUAAAGACCUUAACAUAUUUGUUAAAAGGGG